AUGUUGUGUAAUGGUUUAGCUGGUCCGCCUAGAUUCAAGCAGAAUCAGCGAGUUGUUCAUGAAGUAUUUCUCAAUGAUAAAGCCAUAUUCAAGUGCACUGCUUUGGCGAGACCAGCGCCAAAGAUACACUGGUUCCGAAAUGGGAAAUUUCUAGAUCAUUCAGCUUAUGCUACCAACGAACGUUUACGUGAAAACAAAAAACAUUUCUCUUUAGAGAUAAAAAGAGUCGAAGUUAGUGACCAGGGGUCGUGGGCUUGUAAAGUAUGGAAUCAAGCUGGAUCUAUAUUUCGUAAUUUCACACUGGAAAUAAUUGAUUUUUGUGAUUAUUUCCUCAUGCAUGAAUUUCCCACCCAAAAUGUUCCUGAGAAAUGCAUCUGUCUGUGGUACUUCACGGGCGAGUAUCGGAAAGAUGGUAUAAAUUGGACUGAAGUCAAUGAUGAUCGUUGUGAACUUUUCAAAAAAUAUGCGUACAAAAUUCGGAAACCUUUAGGAAAGAAAAUUUGUGAAAAUGGUGUUUGCGGUAAUGAAUUACCAGGAGCAGACACGCAUGAAAUUUUGCAAGGAAUUGGGCUGCAUGAUGCCAUGCCAAAUAAUGUAAUGCAUGAUCAACAACAGCAAAUCGCUGACCCAGUAAAGUUACUCGACUGGUUGGUGGAAAAUAAUUGGGCGGAUGUGAGUCAUUUGCUAACGAGUUUGUUAACACGGCAAAAACUUGCAUCCGUUAAGUCAUCAUUGAGUGAUUGGAGUACUUUAGAUAAUGUUGAGAAACGUCUUCGGGCACGAACACUUCUUCAACACGAUAUACCUGACAUUAGUGCAAAUAUCACGGCUGAUCAUAUUCAAAAUACUGAUGUUGAAGAAAACGAAGCUGACAUUUUAAUGCAUUUUAUGGAUAACCACUCCAAUGAAAUUGAUGAGACAGUGAUGGGAAGGUCUCCCAUUGAUUUGCUUAUGCAUGAUCAACCGCGAGUAGAUUCAUAUAUUGAAAGAAAUCCUCCUGAUAUUGCGCCGAAGGCACCUUAUAUUCCAGUUGAGGCUACCGUCACUGCUACUUUUACAGCAGCUACAACUAAAACGAUUUUUUCGCACGUUACAAAUUCAUUCUCAACGCGUUCCACAACUACCCGUCGUGUUUUUGCUCUUCAAAAAGUACCACCAUACUUCAAAGUACGUGAUGAAGAUGCAGAUACUUCAGUUAUCACACCUUCCGGAAGAACUAUUAAACUGCAGUGUAAAGCUGGAGGACAGCCAGAACCACAGGCAAUUCUUUUCAUUUAUAGCAUUAUAUUAAAGAUACAUUGUAUUCGCCGCGAUAUAUUAAAUAAUGUUACUGAACCUUUUAGAAAAAAUACAUUAGAGAUAGAAGACGUUGCGGAAUCAGAUUCAGGUGAUUACACUUGUGAGGCAUUCAAUUCGGCUGGUUCAGUCACGCGAACUUUUAAAUUACGAGUUGUUGACCGAAUGCGUUCAAAACCGAUUAUUGUCCCUAAUAUUCUUGUUAAUCAAACUGUUGAUGCUAACAGUAGCGUUAAUUUCACUUGCAAGGUGAUAUCUGAUCUAACACCACAUAUUGUUUGGAUGCGUAUCGAAAUGACAAAUGAUUCCAUUUAUUACUGGAAUGAGACGGAUCGUAAAUAUGUUUUUCGAUACACGGAUAUGCAAUCAGUUGAGAAUGCCAUUGUGACGAAGACAUCUCAGGAUUCAUCAACACUAACAAUUGUCAAUGUUACUCUAGCCGAUCAAGGAAUGUAUGCAUGUGUAUCUGGUAACCAUCUAGGCCAUGCCAUAGCAAAUGCAACGUUAACAGUCAAUGAGUUUCAUGCGAUGACGCUGGCAACGGCUAAUCCAUCUACGAAAUGGUCUCGUCUAUCCGUUGUGGCUGUAAUUGUCUUGUUUGUCUUACUUACUUUGACUCUGUCCACUACUUUAUUUUACAUUUUUUGCAUUCGGAAGCAUUCAAAGGCACAAAUAGCCGAAAUGGAGCAAUUCAUUGGACCAGUCAAAAAAAGAGUUAUCGUUACAAAGCAGCCAAUGGACCCAGAAAAUGAUGGUUGGUCUGAUAUGCCAUCUACUUACCAAAUUCAUGUGGAACCAAUUCCAAUGUCUGGGACGAGAAUACCAAGACUUUCGAGUGAUUUAACUUUUUUGUCAGACUAUGAAAUUCCACCGGAUCCUGCUUGGGAAGUGGAGCGAUCGAGAUUGCGUUUUGUGGAAAUGUUGGGAGAAGGGGCGUUCGGGGAAGUUUGGAAGGCAGUGCUGAAAAUAACGCGAUCAUCUUUAAGCCAAGAAGUACACGAGGAAGAGGUAGCCGUCAAGAAACUGAAAGCAUCAGCUCAUGAAAAAGAGUUAAUUGACUUGGUUAGUGAGAUGGAAACGUUCAAAAUAAUUGGUCAUCAUGAAAAUUUGCUUCGUUUGAUUGGAUGUUGCACUGGUACUGGGCCAUUGUACGUCAUAGUAGAGUUAUGCAAGCAUGGUAAUUUAAGGGAUUUUCUAAGAGCACAUCGUCCCCGAGAUAUCGAUGGCAUUUCACAAAUUCCUGAAGCAUUUAAUAAUGGAACAGGAACUUGUGCUGGCAACGAUCAUUAUUUAGAACCGAGGCGAUUGCAGCGAAAAUUAACUAUAGCAUCAACGCAUGACCAGCCAGUGCUUAUCAAACAUUUGACGCAACGGCAUCUUGUGCAGUUUGCUUGGCAAGUAGCUAAAGGAAUGGAAUUCAUGGCUAAUCGCAAGAUAAUUCAUCGUGAUUUAGCUGCAAGAAACGUUCUAGUUGCGGACGGUUUUAUAUUAAAAAUAUCUGACUUCGGUCUAUCUCGCGAUGUACGUUAUAAUGAUUAUUACCGAAAGAAAGGAAAUGGACGAUUACCAAUUAAAUGGAUGGCAUUAGAAGCAUUGGAUUCCCAUGUAUACACAAUCUACAGCGAUGUCUGGUCAUUUGGUAUACUGCUUUGGGAAAUAAUGACUCUUGGUGGUACGCCCUAUCCAUCAAUUGCAAUGCAACAGCUGUAUUCGUGUUUAAAAGAAGGAUAUCGAAUGGAAGCUCCAGAUAAUUGCCCAGAAGAAGUGUAUGAUGUCAUGGUUGCUUGUUGGCAGGAGAAACCUGAGAAUCGUCCGAGUUUUGACACUUUAGUAGAUUAUUUUGAUUGGAUGCUUACUCAAUCAGCUCGUGAUCAAGAGAAUUAUUUGGAUGUGCAGUCUAUGUCAAGUGACGAAAGUGAAGUUAGGAAUAUUGCACCACUGCCUCCUCUUACAUCAUUACGAUCUUUAGAGAGUCCAUCGGGGCGCAGAAAAGUAAGGCCACUAUCAGAGCCUGUGUUAAGUGCGAGUGAACCGGUAAUCGAUCACGACUCUGAUCCAGAGUUUGAUAAUGAUUGUCACCUUUUGUUACCAGAAGAAAAAACUAUAUUGUACGAAAAGCAAAAUAAUCCUAACGCGCAUUGCGCAUUUGUUAGACGAUAUCCUGUAAUUCCACUCCCAGCAACAGAUACGUCUAAUGAGCGUAGCUUGAACACCACAGCCGCCCUAUCAGUUGAUAGUGCAAUCGGCUCGCCGUUGUGGUCAGCUGGGGCAGCAUCAGCACCACUGGAUUUAGAUAUCAGCGAAAAAAGUGGGUCACCGAUAUUCUGUAAGAUACGACGAUUAAAUAAUAGUCCAGAAGUCACAAAGAAAUCCGGGAUUAUUGGUCAAAAGAAUGGUAUGAAAAAUCUAUUCAACGCUGAACUUUCAAAAGCACAAUAUGUGAAUGUGUACAGCGCAAAAACAAUUUUAUUUGGAAAAGGUAAGUUACGUGGUACGAAGUUUCCUUUUCCGCCAUUGAGGCAUACUCGUUUCUCUGACUCUACUGCUUAUGAAUCUGAUUCAGUUCAGAUGGAAAACAUGAAACCGUUAUUGGAGGGUUCUGCAUCUGCCUUUAAUGUCAAUCAGGCAAAGGCUUUGUUAUCAGAGAUGAACAAAGUAAUCCCUGAUGAAUCAAAUGCUAGCGGUAACCAGCAACGAAGAUUUUCAAUUGGAUCGAGCUCUAGUGGACGAGGUGGCUCCUCAGGAAUGUCUAGUGCAGAAGGUUUAGGUAGUGUUGCGGAGUGUUGUCAAACUUAA
Molecule: messenger RNA, 4092 nt
Organism: Thelazia callipaeda (thelaziosis nematode)
Lineage: Eukaryota; Metazoa; Nematoda; Chromadorea; Rhabditida; Thelaziidae
Source: the annotation of a GenBank genome assembly